Messenger RNA from Vespa crabro (European hornet), 9703 nucleotides. RefSeq lists its product as uncharacterized. Gene Ontology annotation, molecular function: 3',5'-cyclic-GMP phosphodiesterase activity. The transcript is spliced from 10 exons. Lineage: Eukaryota; Metazoa; Arthropoda; Insecta; Hymenoptera; Vespidae. The record is from RefSeq and is a predicted model, not a curated record. Gene Ontology annotation, biological process: cGMP catabolic process. Bases 2142 to 5612 code for a protein of 1156 amino acids.
GCGCAUCGCGAUUCUUAGACGCAAUCCGGACAGGUUCUAUUACGCCUUUCUAAUCGCGUAAGCCUCCGCAAAGAGAAAGAAUUCUCGCGUCGUCAUGAAAGGCAAUUACAAGUUGAGUUCUUCUUCAAUGGAAUAUCCUUUGAAAAUCGCCCCGACGUAGGAUAUUCUCUCUUUCUCUCUGACGAGCCGCAGGAUGGUUAAACUUGGAGAACAAACUAAACUCUUAUCGAUCGUAUCAGCGGAAUCACUAAUAUGCUUCUUUGUUUGUUGUAUUCUCGAAAUAAUCUCAACCUUACAUCUCUCUUUCUCUCUCCCUCUCUCUCUCUCUCUCUCUCUCUCUCUCUCUCUCUCCAGUAUAUGAUCGAGUCGCAUAAUCCAUUAACUUUGAAUAUUUUAUUCGAUGCCGUAUAAUUUUCAGACUUUGCAAUUUUACCAACAUGAAUAAUUUACGAUGCUCCUUAUCGGACCAAGAGCUUUCCGCCCCCACAAACUUCCUCUCGAAUGAAAUUAUCGCGGAAAAGAAUAUUUAUUCGUUAAACUCGAUAAAUUCAUUAGCAUCGCUAGGAGAGGGAUUUAAUCCUUACGAAUGUUUAAACGGAAAAUAUGAAGCACGUUUUAGCUCGUCGUUCGAAUAGGUUAGUCGUAUUUCUUUAGAAACGUUCACCUUUCGAUGCGAGCCGUAGGUUCGUCGGCUUCCUUUUCACCUCGAGAUUAGAAUGCACGAUCGAGGAAAGAAAGCGAGCGGAGCUUGCUUAACGAAGGUACGCUAAUCGGAAUUAGUCGUUUCUCGUUCGACAAAGCACCACACCGGUCGCUCUCAGGUACUUAGUCGCUCUUAUUGCGUUCCCGUCCCUUUGAUUUUAUGAGAAAACCGUCCUUAAUUCCGUAAUCGAAUUACGUUUGCUCGUAUCCUGGUUUCGAUGCGUUAGAAUUAAUCGAGAAUUAUUAUUAUUAUUAUCAUUAUAAUAAUAAAAAUAAUUAAGCUCUCUCUCUCUCUCUCUCUCUCUCUCUCUCUCUUUCUCUCUGGGGUGGGAGUGCGUUAAUUGCAGGAACAAUUAUGGUAAUGGUCGUUUCGUAUAACAACGUUAUUUCGUGCAACGAAAUUAAAAUGUGUGCAUUAGGUUUAUCAGAUAGCGAAACAAUUGAGGAGCCAUGGCCUUCGAAUCUUGAAAGCUCAACAACGUUCGAUGCUUCGGCCGUGGUCUACGCGCAAAAUCUUUUGGAAGAUCUUCUUUUCGCAUAUAAAUUAGACGUGUACUUUUGAUUUCUUUUGCGAAAAUUUGACGGAAAACUUUCCUUUCUCUAACAUCGCCGCCGUUCGGGAUAAGAGAGAAUGGAACAUGAAGGAGACGGGUGCGAGUUGGUAGUAGAAGCGAGACCGUCGUCGUCACCGAUGCCACGUUGUUGGCCAUCAUCGUCGUCGUCGCCGUCGCCGUCGUCGUCGUCGUCGUCGUCGUCGUCGCCGCCGUCGUCGUCGUCGUCGUCGUCGUCGUCGUCGUCGUCGUCGUCGUCGCCGUCAUCGUCCAGUGUCACCAACAUCCUUGUACUUUCAACGGAAGAAAAAACCGAUCGGCAUCGGUUCUCGUCAACGUUCUGGUCGUUCUCCUUGCCAUAUUGGUCCCUAUCGGUGCCAUCGUACGAAGUUACCGUAGUAGAGAGCUCGACGAGAGCGAUCGGUGGUGGCCCGGGUGCUGCCGCCGGGCCGGCGAUGCGACGAUGAGCUCGUCGAGGGUGUUAGCAUCACCACCACCACCACCACCACCACCACCACCACCACCACCACCACCACCACCACCACCACCACUACAAACAUCACCAUCGCCAUUGACGCUAUUACCUCUAGCACUCCACGCCCGUUUCUAUCUACCGCCCUCCGACUGUUGUCAUCGUUGCCGGAGGUCUCACAUUCCGGAAAAGUUAACGAGAGUAAAGACCUGGAGGAGGAGGGGGAAGAGGAGGAAAAGGGAGGUGGAGCGAGCCGGUGCUGGACCGACGACGAGGGCAACGACGACGACGACGACGACGACGACGACGACGACGACGACGAGGAGGACGAGGAGGAGGACGACGACGACGGGGAGGAGAGUGAGGAGGACGGAAAGGGCGACGGCGACGACGUUUCUUCGAUUCGUCCUUCGGCCAUGGACCUCGAAACGAGGAACGGCACUGACAACAAUGAAGACGACGACGAAUACACCAAUAUUCACUUUAUCAUUGGCGACCGCAGAGAGACGGCAACCUAUCGCUCUGACCAGGUUACGGACAUGGAGUUGAAGGAACUCUUUAGAAACGCUGCGGAGGCUGGACCUCUGGAUAUCGUGAAGCUUCGCAAGGGAGAUAAGCUCCUGAACAUUUCGCGUCACUUGCCGGCAAAUACUCCCGACACGCCCUAUGUUCUUCAGGUCGUCGGUGCUCACCCCGCCUCCUCGGGGAUGAUGGAGUUAGAAGUUCUGCGGGCACUCGAGAGCCGCGUGGCGAGCCUGGAGCGGGAACUGCGCGAGCACCAGGAGGCCAUUUGCGCGUCACCACCGUUGGCACUUCGGGAACUUAAGAGGCAGGUCGACAGCUUCAAGAACAAGCUCGAGACUACCGAGCACCUCAGCUGGCUGGGUUUCUACAAGCAACUUCCAGAACCCAUUUCCUCGAAAGCAUGUAGAAGGUUACAAUAUCGUCGGAAGAGCGACGGCAUAAAGCGUAAAGUGCGAGAAAAGUUCCUCAACAUCUGCGACGUGGCCAUGUCAUCGAAUGUUCGAGAAUGGCUUCGCUCGCCGGCCUUCGAUGCCCGACAAUGGGAAGACGAGGAGCUCCUUCUGAUGCUGCAAACGAUGUUCGUCGAGCUCGACCUACCUCAAAAGUUCAACAUUCCCUUAUACGUUCUGAGGAACUUUCUAUACGAGGUCUACAUAAACUACAACGAGGUGCCAUUCCAUAACUUCCGGCAUUGUUUCUGCGUCGCUCAGAUGAUGUACGCGAUAGCUUGGGCGGUGGAUUUGCCGUCGCGGAUCGGCAACCUCGAGGUCUUCGUCCUGAUUGUCUCCUGCAUAUGCCACGACCUCGAUCAUCCGGGCUACAACAACAUCUAUCAGAUAAACGCGCGUACCGAGUUGGCCCUGCGUUACAACGAUAUCUCGCCCCUGGAGAAUCAUCACUGUUCGGUGGCCUUUCGCGUCCUAGAGUCCGCCGAGUGUAACAUCUUGGCGUCCUUGGACUGUUCGACCUACAGGACGGUGCGCGAAGGUAUCAUACGAUGCAUUCUCGCAACCGACAUGGCAAGGCAUAACGAGAUACUAGCGCAAUUCACCGACAUCAUCGCGGACUUCGAUUACUCGAACAGGGCCCACAUUAAUCUGCUAUCGAUGAUCCUGAUAAAGGUUGCCGACAUCAGUAAUGAGGCACGGCCUAUGGAAGUCGCGGAACCGUGGUUGGACAGGUUGCUUCAAGAGUUCUUCAAGCAGAGCGACGCGGAGAAACUCGAAGGGCUUCCGGUAACUCCGUUUAUGGAUCGUGACAAAGUGACAAAACCCUCGUCGCAGUGCAGCUUUAUCGGCCUAGUUCUUCUUCCUCUCUUCGAAGCCCUCGGCGAGCUGUUUCCCGAACUCGAGGAUCUCAUAGUGCGACCGGUGAGAGAAGCUCUCGAGUAUUAUCGAAGACUUAACGAGGCGGCAAAGGACGAGCGGCAUCAUCGUAAGAGCGUGGUAGAUCUCGGAGAAUCGAAUCAGUCUUUGGCCCAGGUCGCGACUAGUUCAACGGCCGCGGCUUCGACGUCGACGUCGACGUCGACAUCGGCAACGACGGCGGUCGUCAAAUCUACCUCGUCUCAUAGCAUGCGCUCUAAACGUUCCGCCGGUACUAUUCACUCGAGAUCGCGCUCGACGGAAGAGGACAUUACGGCGGAGGAUCUAACGAUCGAGGAAGCGGAGAAUCUCGAGAGUUCGGAUCCCGAGACGGCAACCGAAGUCGAGAUCAGCGAGAAGACGUUAAAGUUUAAAAUCUCGACGGAGGGUACGACUGUUGGAUCUGCCACGCAUUCCGGCAGAAAGAGUUAUCCUGGUAGCCGAAAGGGCAGCAAGGAGAAAUCCUCCUUGGAUUAUCACAAUUACGAGCUUGCGCGGGCCAUGAGAGAACACGAGCGCGAGCGCGAUCGAGAGCGCGAGAGGGAGAGGGAGAGGAGACGCAGCCGCGGCGAGAACAAUCUCGGGAGUGAUCUUAGCUCGCCGGUUAGCGUGAGAUCGAUCGACGGCAGUAAAAUACUCGAAGAACUCGAGCGAGACGAUUCCAUUUUCUUCGAUGAGAACGUCAUCAACGAGGAGAUACAGGUGGUCGAGGGUAACGGGAACGCGAUCGGUGACUUCCAAAAGGAACGUACCAGAAGGAACGGCUCGAAGCAUCAAUCCUCUUCCGGGAUAAGUCGCAAGGACGUUCCUAUAAUUCGACGAGAAUCGAUCGUCUCUUUGCGUUGCUCUUGCGACGACAAGAGCAACUCCUCGAAUAAUCACAAGUCGUUGCUAUCGCGUUUGAGGAACUUUACGGAUCGUUUGAGCAUAAGUUUCGACUCCAAAGAUUCACCUAGUCCAAGAGCCACGAAACACGUGGCGAAAAGUCUGAAUAAAAACAAUUCCAUGAGCGCUAAUACUUGCACCGCUAUCGCCAGGCGCCGGCAACAGCAGCAGCAGCAGCAGCAGCAGCAGCAGCAGCGCGAUCCUCCGAGCAUUUGCAAGCGAUGUAAUCUCAGGAAAGUAGUAGCGAGCAAGGAGGACGCCGGAAAGAUCCCUCCGACGACGGUAGUCGAGCUGUCGAGAGCUAUAGAUAAGAGGGCUAUGACGUUGCCGAAAGUGAGAAAGAUGCAGGAUUCGAAGAGUAAGGGUUGGAAGACGGUCUUCGCGAAGGAAAGAAAAUCGUCGGCUUCGUUGGAAGUUUUACCCGGCGAGAAUAAGUCGAUCGAAUCGAAGCAUCGGAGAAAUCUGUCGAAUCCGGAAGGUAAAUGUUCAAAGGGGCAAAAGGGCCUCGACAUUGGCAUCGACAUCGGCAUAGACAUCGACAUCGAGUUCAAGGAGAUCGAGGUGCGCCCUUCUAGAGGCGUCGGUCAGCAACAACGGGAAAAACCGGAGAUAGUCGUUAAUCCGGAUAGCUCGUCGCCGUGCGGAUACGAGGACGCCGAGGAUAUGGGAAAAAUCGAAAUCAGACGGAGCUCCGCCAGUAUGGAGGACAUAUCGAAGAUCACGAAGCAAACUGAAAAUAUUCUUUUGGGCUCCUUGGAGGCAAAAAAAGCGGAGGACCUUCAGCAUACGGGUAGUUUGGACUCGAUGCUUUGUAAGGAGUCGUUAAAGGCGAGGAAAAAGAUUAACGCGUUCUCAUCGCCUGCCGCCUCGAAGAAAUCCUCGCCGGGUCUCUUUUCGCGUUUUAAGUCAGGCAUGAGCAUCGACAGCACUAGGAGCAACAGCAACAGCGGUUCGUUGCAUGAUCAGGGCUCGCAACACUCUCAGACCGGUUGGAUAUCCUCUUUGGCCGCAAGUUUCCGGCCAAAGAGACAAACGACGAGCGAGUUGCCGUCCUCGUCGACCCCGGUCCACUCCCAAUCACAGAAAUCUCAGAGCCGCGAUGAGAUCAAGUGAUACGUCCUUCGCGUCGAUCGAGGAGCCGAAAGAGAUGGAUCUUCCAAUUCGUCGCGUCGAGAAUGGUGGGCGCGACAGCCGUUCUGCUGUAACAGCUAAUUUAACGCGAGAAGAAACUCUCUUCUUCGGCUCGCGAUCGAGCGCGAUAUUUGAUUUGCCAAAUCGCUACCAAAUUUUUUUCCCGGAGUUCCAGCGAGUCGCGCUUCGACCAUGGAAUCGACCAAAUUUCUAACGAGACUUUCCAAUUCCUUGGAUUUCAGUGUAGCAUCUCAUUUUUCCCUUGCUACGCGACCUCCUACGCGUCACGCCAUUUUUUCUCCCUUUCUUCUUUUUAUUCUUUAUAUUUUGUCUUUCUUCCUUUCUUUCUUUCUUUCUUUCUUUCUCUCUCUUCUUCCUCCCUUUUCUUUCCUUUCCUUUUCUUUUCUUUUUUCGAUAAACAUAGAUUACGUUAUUUAUUGUCGAAUCAUGGCACAGCCUAACGAGUAAAUGUCAAUGUUGUUCGUUGAAUAGAUGCGCGUAUAUAUCUAUAUAUAUAUAUAUAUGAAUAUACGGAAAAGAGGUAAGCGUAGAAGAAUAAACGCCCUUAAGGUAUUCGUCUCGUUCGACAUCGGACAACACAUCGUGUACGCAUACGUGUGUCGCUUAAGCGCGUUUUACGCAUGUGUGCAGCUAUUUGUGUACAUAUAAGACACGUCACACACAACAAGUUUAUAUAUGUAUAUAUACAUAGGAUAUGCUAGUUAGAUAGAGAAAAAAUGUCGAUUCGUAGACGGAUCGACUCUUGCGUGUAUGAUACAGAAACGAACGAAAGAUAUAGGUAUGAGAGAUAGCUCUAGUGGAAAUAAGAAAGACGCAGCCUAAUUGUCUUUCUCAUUUGUGAUCGGUGAAAUGAUCGACGAACGAUCGACCGCUCGAUCCCUCGACGUUGUUGAAACACGCGCCUUUUUUUUUUUUUAAUCUUCGAUUACUUUUUUUCUGCUUUCCUCUUUUUUAAAUGUUUAUAUUUUUAUACUAUUAUUACAUCGGCGUGUCCGUAAGCGAUUAAGAAACCGCACGUAUUGUUGAACUCUAGUCUUACGUUAUUGUUUUCGAGAGAGAGAGAGAGAGAGAGGGGGGAGAGGAGAGGAGAGGAGAAGGGGAGAGCCUGAACCUAUAUUAGGGUAUUUUUUAGUUUUUUAAUUUUUUCUUUUUUCUUUUUUUUUUUUUUCUUUUUUUUAAUAACGACCGUAGCUUUAUUUUUUAGGGGGUAAGUUUACCCUUCGACUUUGACGAUCUCAACGAUCGUUUUGCGUUAACGCGCCUAACGUUCCUUUCAACCUUUUCCUUUCGUUGCGUCGAGGAAAAAGGCUCGUUAAGUUUUAUCGAAGGAAAAAAAUUGAGAAAUCAAAUGAAUGCGACGAGCAAUGUCUACGAGUUGACUCUAAUGAUACUUUUAAAUUUUGAGACACGCCUCUUCAUCGAAUCAAAAAUCGUCACUUCCUGGAAAUACUAAACAAAUAUCGUUCUACGUAUGUAUAUCGAUUCGUCGAUCGUCUGUCUGUCUCUUACGACUAUAAAUGUGCAAACUUCCUUUAGAUGUAUGAACUUUUAUCCUAAAGAUUGCGAGUAGAAAAGAAGGACUACCUUUUAUAUCGGUAUAUGUUGGCAAUUCGGAAGGAUUCGAAAUCGUGGAAUGAGAAUUGGAAGGAACGAGUGUGCUACGCCGUGCGUUAAGAGAAAGAGAGAGUAUGUGUGUGAGAGAGAGAGAAAGAGAGAGAGAGAGAGAGAGAGAGAGAGAGUGAAAGCCGCGUAAAGUAAAUGUAUAGACUAUAUAUGAUCAAUUAUCAAACACUAUCUGUGCCUGACCUACGUAUUUAUUUGUCAUUUUCCUAAUUACUAAUCUUACCCUCUUCUCAUAUGGCCGAAUAAAUGUGGGCCAAUUUUUCUAACUAAACUGGUGAAAAAAAAAAAGAGAAGAUUUUUAAUCUAGCCGGACAAUCAAUAUCGCUCGAUAGAAUUCCAAACGGAUCGUUGAAAACGUAUCUCUAUCGAAUGUUCGAAGCGUCUUACGAUUUUACUUAAAAACCGAGAAAUGUAUGAACGAUAAAAACGCGUUUCCGCGAAAAUCGAACUAAAGCAUCAAACAAAAAUUUGAAAUAUAUUUUUAAAUGUCCACUUUAAUACUAAUGCUUUUUUAUCGGUUAGUAUAUAUAAAUUAGAGUCGAUCGAAUAGCAGAUAUAAUUCACUGAUCGCGCAUGGUUAAUGCGCGUGAUAUGUGCUAAGAGGAAGAGAAGAAGAAGAAGGGAAAGUGAGAGCAGCGAUCAAAAAGUUGAAACUUUGAAAUCGAUAUCAAAUGGGCCAAGCGGGUCGCAUCCUCGCGACACCGCCCUCACUUGUCAAUUCGUUAUUUACUCGCACUACGUGUCCUUCUCAUAUUUCAAUUACCAUUGUCAAUUACGGAAUACAACCGGUCGAUCUCUGUCACAGCUUCUCUUAUCUCCAAAGAGAAUUUACUUUAGUGUCGUGAAAUAUUAAAAUCCUAUUAAGCGCAUUGUCAAAUCCGAUUCUCCUCUGUCAUGCGUUGGUCCUAUUGAAUGAUACGACAAAUUUAUCCGUUUGUCGUCUUUCCCAAUCCAUAGAUUAACGAACGAGAUUCAUAAAGUACAGAUUAAACUGCUUAAUUUAUCUCAUAAAAAUAGCACGAACUGACCCAAUGUCGUAUAUAAGGAGAAAGAUAAGUAUACAAAUGAACGAAAAAAAGAAAAAAGAAAAAAAAAAUAUAUAUAUAUAUAUACAUGAAUUACAAUUCUACGUACGGAUAGAAAUAUAUUUAGCUGAUAUGAGAGUUUAACCGUUUGCGUAUCAGAGAGUUUUGACAAAACGUAAUUGAAAAACGCCAAGGGCACGAUGGCGCUUUUUCGAUUACAUAUCGAAAAAAGCCGAAGAGCACGAUAGCGCUUGUCAUAUUCAAUGCGGUAAACAAACAUAUAUAUGUAAACAUAAAAUAAAGUUAUGAAUGAAAAAAAAAAUAUAUAUAAUAUAUAUUUAUAUAUAUAUAUAUAUAAUAUAUAUAUAUAUUUAUAUAUAGAAUAGGUAACAAAAAAAUACAAAUUGGGUUACUGAUAGCGAUGCGACGUACAUUCGUCUGAAAGGCUGAAAGUGUUUUGACAAAUUUCAGGUGGGCCGUCAUUUGUCUAUUUCAGCCAAAUGUCCUGGCUUUUUUCGAUACAAAAUCUGAAGAGCGCGAAAAUGGCUCGUGGUACGCAAACGGUUAAGGAGACUUUGAGGAGAGAUUGAGAAAGAAAUAAAAGGAUACUGUUAACUUAAGCUCGCGGGCGAGUUACUACUAUGAUAAUCUAAUGAUGUAACGUGUGUGUAAGAGAAGUUGCGUGUAAAGAAAAAAAGAAAAACGUCAUGAAAAAAAAAGAAUCUCCGCAUUGCGGAAAAUGCGUCGACGACUUAUUGUCCAACUACGGCGAUAAAUUCCGAUCCGUGUGGAUAGAUUUAAUUCGAUAGUUGUUUAAAGAAUUUCGCCCUUGUGCCAAUAAAUGUAAAGAUAAAGACAAGAAUAAUCUCGUUCGUUUCCUCGUCUAAGUAAAAUGUUCUAAAUCAAAAUCGGUUGAUAAUUCGAUCGUAAAAAAAUAUGAUGAUCAGUCAUAGAUUGCAGCCACACGCUGAUAUGACAUUUAGAAAGAAAAUAAAACGAAAGAACGAUGUAUUAUCAUCGUAACGCGCACACAUACACACACACACACACACACACACGCACGCACGCACGCACACCCAUAGAAAAUAAUAAUGAGAACGAGGCGAAUAAAGUAUAUAUGAUGAUAAUGUCGAUUGCGUGGUACUUAUCUAUCCAUUUGAUUCCAAUAUGUCGUAAUAAUAGCAAUGUUAUAGUAAUAUUAUUGUCCAAGCGAUACAUGGUCAAUCUCUACGACCAUAAGAUCGGUCUUUUUUGUAAAUGUAAUUGAGCGAAUGAGACGAAAGGAACGAUAAAAGAUACGUGAAAAGAAUCGAGUCGGGUUAAAAACAACUUUUCCUCGUGUGUAUCUUAAAUUGGUAUUAUUUCAAUAAAAGAAGAAGCUGUUCCAUUAAUCGAAACGAAAAA